Messenger RNA from Chara braunii, 3288 nucleotides. The record is from the annotation of a GenBank genome assembly. NCBI's taxonomy places the organism in Eukaryota, Viridiplantae, Streptophyta, Charophyceae, Charales, Characeae.
UUCGGUUUUCCUUUUUGGCCUCCAUGGUUUGGUCUGCGUGCGAAGCGAAUCGUGAGGAGAUGGAUUUUGUCACUCCGGAAGAUGAGGGGACACGCAGACGGACACGAUGCGCACAAGAAGAAGUGAGAGCGGACAAGUAGCAGUGGUUUAAGUUGGUUGGUGUGAGUUCCAUCGCUGGGAGAUCAUCGUACAGCCGGGGGGUCAUUUAUGGUAUAGUUGCGUGAAGAACUGUGUCAGCUAGAGGACUGAGCAAACAAGAGGAGGGCUAAGAUUGAGAGCGAAGAUGAGGCGGCAAUCGCCGUUUGAGCGGCUURCUGAGAAGAACAAGCGGCUUCUUCCACUUGCUAUUUCCAUUGGUGGUGCCUGCACGAUUUGUUUUUUUCUCGGCUCKUUCUACUGCGGUCUCAGGGAACCUAAUGUUGCCCCUCGCCCACAUACGCUCGCUAUGAAUCAGCCCAUAGCUUUUAAGCCUUGCACAAGGGAGUACCAGGAUUUCACACCAUGCACGGAUCCUUCAAGAUGGUCAAAGCAUGCUGGAAAUACUAAGGGAUAUGCGGCGAGGGAGAGGCAUUGCCCCCCCAAGCAGGACCGAUUGCAGUGUUUAGUGCCCCCCCCCCCGGAUUACAAGGACCCAAUCAGAUGGCCAGAGAGCCUUAACACGACCUGGUACAGCAACGUUCCCUAUGACUGGAUCGACAAGCAGAAGUCAAACCAGCAUUGGGUAGAAAGGAAGGAUGACAAGUUUAUCUUCCCAGGAGGUGGGACCAUGUUUCCGCAUGGUGUUGGAGUAUAUGUGGACAACUUGCAGGAGGUCUUGCCUCCUCUGAAGGAUGGCACGAUCAGAACUGCUCUGGAUACUGGUUGUGGGGUCGCCAGCUGGGGUGGGGAUUUGCUGCACAGGGGUGUGCUUCCUUUGUCUUUUGCACCAAAAGAUAACCAUGAGGCACAGAUCCAGUUUGCUCUUGAGCGGGGUAUUCCAGCUAUGCUCGGCGUAAUAGCCACUCAAAGGCUGCCAUACCCGAGCAGAGCUUUCGAUAUGGCACACUGCAGCAGAUGCCUUAUCCCGUGGUCAGCCAAUGGUGGGCUGUAUUUGACGGAGAUUGCGCGCAUCCUUCGGCCUGGAGGAUUCUGGGUCCUUUCUGGGCCUCCUGUGAAUUACCAACAAAGGUGGAGAGGGUGGGAAACCACGGAGGAAGAACAACGACAGGAUCUUGAGAAGCUAAAGGAUACGAUGAAGAGUUUGUGCUUUACGCUGUACAAACUGGAGGGGGACUUUGCGAUCUGGCAGAAGCCAACAACUAAUGAAUGCCAUAAGCAGAAGAAACAGGACGGUUCUCAGCCAGCCAUCUGCGAUACAGACGCGUACCCUGCUGAUGAUGCGUGGUAUGUGCCAAUGGAGCCUUGUGUAACACCAUUCCCGGAUAAUUACGUAAGCACACCACAGCGACAAUGGCGUGAAAGGGUAAACGCUAUACCACCGCGGAUUCUGGAGUCAAAGGAUGAAAGUGCUGCGGUGUUUCAACACGACGUGAAGAAGUGGCAAGAAAGAGUGGAGUUCUACAAGACAGUUGUUGGUGAGCUGGGGAGCAACAAGAUUCGCAACGUGAUGGACAUGAAUGCUGGAUAUGGAAGCUUUGCUGCUGCCCUUGUUGACAUGCCUGUUUGGACAAUGAAUGUUGUUUCAACGUAUGGCGUGAAUACCCUUGGUGCGGUGUUUGAUCGGGGCCUGAUCGGCACGUAUCACGACUGGUGUGAAGCUUUCUCAACGUACCCAAGAACAUACGACAUGUUGCAUGCUGCCGGCCUUUUCAGUGCAGAGGGUCACAGAUGCGAGCUGACGGAUGUUAUGCUGGAGAUGGACCGCAUCCUUCGUCCCAACGGAGUUGUAAUUGUUCGCGAUCUUGACUAUGUAGUUGAGAGGGUGGCCAAUGCCGCCAAGCUGAUGCGCUGGAAUUGUCAGUCUUUCUCUGACGAUAGUCGUUCAGCUGUUUCCGAGGAGGUCUUAGUUUGCAGGAAGGAAUUCUGGACGAUCUAGAAGUUGAGCGGCGACCGUCUCGUGCUGGACGCAGGUCGCCGAAGCGGCUGUCGACCCUGCUUAAAGCGCGGUGGUCGGCUGAUUCAGGCGAGCGUAGAGCAAGGUAGGAGUUGUAGACAGACCCAUUGUUGUUACCUACUGGUUUCCCUCUUCUCUUCUUUGAGAAGUUUCAAUUGGGAAUGAGAUGAAAUUGCUAACUUUCGCGAAUGUCGUUUUACUUCAUCAUGUAGGAUUCUCUGUGUCCCUUUACCGUGGAGCAAAUUAGGAGGGUUUCACUUUCGAAGGCGCUGGUACCUGAGAGCCAAAGCAGUCUAUAUGCUAUGUGUUGUAUUCUGUGUUAGGUUGAUGCCGGAGUCAUCGUCAUAAAUGGUGCGAAACACAACAGAGUUACGGGUAAUUUGCGGGGAGGCCCACUUCCCCUGGGCGGAAACCGGGCUUAGGUGGCAGAUGCGGCAAGGCACUUGACUGGUGGAAGGAGAUAAAUCUCGUGGGAGUUCGCGAGGCAUUCAAGGUCAUCAGCAAGAGAAGAAGAAAGUGACGCCGACGCGCACACUGGAGAGAGACCCUACGCACGUUUCAACCGGUCCCCAGUUUGGGAUCGUCGGGGGUGAGAAGAACAUGGCUAGGAUGGGCAAAUCAUGAAGAAUCUGGUGAAAAGCGAGUCGGAGCACGUGGCGACUGCGGGCAUGGGGUGCAAAAUGCACACGUGCGUCUUUGUGCACGUGGCGGAAUAUGCGUGCAGCGAUGGGGAUUUUCUUUUCGUGUUGGAAAUUGAUCCAUUUUCGAAGGUCGCUGGGGAGGGCGUUGAUAUAUUGCGUGUUGUAUGUAACCCAUUUAACAAGUUGGCCAAUUCUGAUUCUUCAAUUUUUGGUAAUAACCAGAGCCUUGAUGGGAGAGAGUGCGUAAGUUUUUAAAGCAUUUUUUUGUUGUUCCUUUGGGUUUCCUACCCUUGCCUCAUUUGUGGGCUUUUUUGACCGGGAUAUGGCUUUGCAUUCUGUUCUUUUUCCCCUUCUUUUUCUCGUUUUGAUCUCCGGAAGCGGGUGUGUUUUUCUCAUGCUGAUCUUUGCUCAAUGGAUUGAAAAUGGGGUUCCUUUUUUUUUUCAGAGUUCUCAAUGUUAAAGCAAAAAGAAAAAGAAAGAGAGUUUUCAACUUUCUCAAGCAACAGAGGUUGCGCCUAACAAUGUUGGUGUGUACUGUGCAUGAUGUCCUUGGGAGAAGUUCUUGAUGGACGUAAAUAAAGGUCGUGGAAAUUC